Molecule: messenger RNA, 1551 nt
Organism: Prionailurus viverrinus (fishing cat)
Lineage: Eukaryota; Metazoa; Chordata; Mammalia; Carnivora; Felidae
Gene: MYBPH
Product: myosin binding protein H
Molecular function (GO): protein binding
Source: RefSeq, a predicted model, not a curated record
AUGACAGAAAAAGCCACCUCGAAGGCCCUCGCCUGUGGUCCGGAGGAAACAGCCUCUGAGUCUGCCAAGGCACCCAGUGCAGAGCCUUCUGGAGAAACGGCAGCAUCGGAGUCUGCUGGGGAAGAGUAGGCUCCCGCACCAUAGGAGCCCGCCCCUCAGGCACCGGCCCCCACACCCGCAGCCACUAAACCUGCACCUCCAAAUGAAGACAUCCCCAGGGCCCCGCUUCUGCUGGCCUUGGAGGAUGUGAGCGACAGCUCAGUGACCGUGAGCUGGGAGCCCCCAGAGAGGCUAGGGCGGCUGGGGCUCCAGGGCUAUGCGCUAGAGCUCUGCCGAGAGGGAGCCUCUGAGGGGGUGCCCAUGAAUGCCCGGCCCAUGAUGGUGACCCAGCCGCCGACCGUGCAGAACCUGGCUCCGGGAGACCAAUUCUUCCUGCGUGUGGCUGCAGUGAGCUCUGCGGGGGCCGGCCCACCAGCUGUGCUAGGGCAGCCUGUCCACAUCCAGAAGAUGAUCGAGGCCCCCAAGAUCCGCGUCCCCUGCCAUCUUUGUCAGACCUACAUCCGCCAGGUGGGAGAGACCGUCAGUCUGCAAAUCCCCUUCCAGGGCGGUCCCAAGCCUCAGGCCUCUUGGACCCACAGUGGCCACGCCCUGGACAGCCAGCGAGUGCACGUGUGCACUGGGGACCAGGACUCCGUCUCGGCCCAGCGCUCCGACUCAGGCCGCUACGAGCUCACUGUGCAUCUCGAAGAUUCAGAGGCCAGGGCAGCCAUUGACAUCCUGGUGGUUGAGAAACCUGGGCCCCCCAGCAGCGUCUGGCUCCUGGACGUCUGGGGCUACGACGUUGCCCUUGAGUGGACACUGCCCCAGGACCCAGGCAACACAGAGCUCCUGGGCUACGUGGUGCAGAAGGCAGACAAAAAGACAGGGCAAUGGUUCACGGUGCCGGAGCGCUACCACCCGACCACCUGCACUGUCUCUGACCUCAUCGUGGGAAACGCCUACUCCUUUCGGGUCUUCUCGGAGAACCUGUGUGGACUCAGCACCUUGGCCGCCGUCACCAAGGAGCCAGCCCGGAUCCGGAAGGCAGAUAUCGUUGCCAAGCCUAAAGGGUUUGUCGAGCAAGACUUCUCAGAAGCCCCUUCGUUUACCCAGCCCCUGGCUGACCACACCUCCACCCCGGGCUACAGCACUCAGCUCUUCUGCAGGGUCCGAGCACUGCCCAAGCCCAAGAUAAUCUGGAUGAAAACCAAAAUGGACAUCCAGGGUGACCCCAAAUACCACGCCCUCUCUGAGCAAGGUGUCUGCACCCUGGAGAUCCGGAAGCCCAGCCCCUUUGAUUCCGGGCUCUACACCUGCAAGGCCAUCAGUGUGCUAGGGGAGGCAUCUGUGGCCUGCCGGCUGGAGGUCAAAGGUUACCUGGCUCCUUCCCCAUCCAUGGACGGCCCCCCUGCCAAACCUCCUCCAGAACCCAAGGUGCAGGGCACCCACACCCCACAGCCCCGCCAGAAAGGCUCAGGGAGUGGGACCGGUGGGGAGGUGGGACUGGGCUGA